This is a messenger RNA of Gastrolobium bilobum, 1770 nucleotides long. Its product is annotated as beta-amyrin synthase-like. The record is from RefSeq and is a predicted model, not a curated record. Bases 1 to 1770 code for a protein of 589 amino acids. Gene Ontology annotation, cellular component: lipid droplet. Gene Ontology annotation, biological process: triterpenoid biosynthetic process. The transcript is spliced from 14 exons. Gene Ontology annotation, molecular function: beta-amyrin synthase activity. Lineage: Eukaryota; Viridiplantae; Streptophyta; Magnoliopsida; Fabales; Fabaceae.
AUGGUAGCAAUCAACUACAUAUGUAUUCGCAUUCUUGGAGAAGGGCCUGAUGGAGGUCAAGAUGAUGCGUGUGCUAGAGCUCGCAAGUGGAUUCAAGAUCAUGAUGGCGUAACAUAUAUACCGACGUGGGGGAAAACUUGCCUUUCGAUACUAGGUUUAUUCGACUGGUCGGGAGUCAACCCAAUGCCUCCGGAGUUUUGGAUGCUUCCUUCUUUUCUUCCUAUGCAUCCAGCUAAAAUGUGGUGUUAUUGUCGGCUAGUUUACUUGCCUAUGUCUUACUUAUAUGGGAAGAGAUUUGUGGGUCCAAUCACACCACUUGUUCUUCAGUUGAGAGAAGAAAUCUUUAUUCAACCUUAUCAUAAAAUUAAUUGGAAAAAAGCACGCCAUGCCUGUGCAAAGGAAGAUCUUCACUAUCCUCAUCACUUCAUACAAGAUCUAUUAUGGGAUAGUCUAUACAUGAUCUCUGAACCACUUCUUACGCGUUGGCCAUUCCACAAUAUGGUAAGAGAGAAGGCCCUUCAGAUAACAAUGAAGCAUAUCCAUUACGAAGAUGAGAAUGGUCGAUACAUGGACAAUGGAUGUGUGGAAAAGGUUUUGUUUAUGCUUGCUUGUUGGGUGGAAGAUCCAAAUGGAGAUGCUUUCAAGAAGCAUCUUGCAAGGAUCCCUGAUUACUUAUGGCUUUCAGAAGACGGAAUGACCAUGCAGGGUGUUGGUUGCCAAUCAUGGAAUGCUGGAUUACUUGUUCAAGCUCUGCUUGCCACAAACCUUAUUGACGAAAUUGGUCCUACACUUUUGAAAGGACACGACUUUCUCAAGAAAUCUCAGGUUAAGGAAAACCCUUCAGGAGACUUUAAAAGAAUGUUUCGUCACAUUUCUAAAGGAUCAUGGACCUUCUCUGAUCAAGAUAAUGGAUGGCAGGUUUCUGAUUGCACUGCAGAAUGUUUUAAGUGCUGUCUACUUUUAUCAAUGUUGCCAUCAGAGAUAGUUGGUGAAAAGAUGGAUGAUGAAAAGUUAUUUGAUUCGGUUAAUCUCCUUUUGUCGCUUCAGGGUAAGAAAGGUGGUUUCUCAGCAUGGGAGCCAGCAGGAGCUCAAGAAUGGUUGGAAGUGCUCAAUCCCACAGAAUUUUUCGAGGACUUGGUAGUUGAGCAUGAAUAUGUUGAAUGUACAGCAUCGGUAAUUGAGGCUCUUGUAUUGUUUAAGAAACUAUAUCCGGAGCAUAGGAAGAAAGAAAUCGAGAAUUCCAUUAUUAAGGCAGUUCGAUUCAUUGAGGAUACCCAAACAACUAAUGGUUCAUGGUAUGGUAAAUGGGGAGUUUGCUUCAUUUAUGGCACAUACUUUGCUGUUGCUGGGCUUGCAGCAUGUGGCAAGACUUACUCCAAUUGCACUGCAAUUCGAAAAGCUGUUGAGUUUCUUCUUGCAACACAAAGGGAGGAUGGUGGGUGGGGGGAGAGCUAUCUAUCAUGCCCAAAAAAGAUAUACGUACCCCUUGAAGGAAAUUGUUCAAAUGUUGUACAAACUGCAUGGGCUCUGAUGGCUCUCAUUCAUUCUGGACAGGAUAAGAGAGACCCAACUCCUCUUCAUCAUGCAGCAAAGUUGCUCAUCAAUUCUCAACUAGAAGAUGGUGAUUGGCCACAACAGGAAUGCACAGGCGUAUUCUUGAGGAAUUGCCUUAUCCAUUUUGUAAUGUAUCGAAAUAUUUUUCCAAUGUGGGCUCUAGCUGAAUAUCGCAGAGAAGUCCUGUGUGCUCAUGAUCUAAAAUGCAGUUUGUGA